Molecule: messenger RNA, 1593 nt
Organism: Heterobasidion irregulare TC 32-1
Lineage: Eukaryota; Fungi; Basidiomycota; Agaricomycetes; Russulales; Bondarzewiaceae
Exons: 9
Coding region: 1-1338 (445 amino acids)
Biological process (GO): transcription elongation by RNA polymerase II; positive regulation of transcription elongation by RNA polymerase II
Cellular component (GO): Cdc73/Paf1 complex
Molecular function (GO): RNA polymerase II complex binding
Source: RefSeq, a predicted model, not a curated record
AUGAGCUCCCCCGACGCUCUCGCCGCCCUCCGCAGCGCCGCCGCCUCCAAAUUCUCCAUCGCACCCGUCGACAGCGCCGACGCCCUCGCACCCUCCCUCCUCCUCGCCACCCACCUCCGCCUCUCGCCCACCCUCGUCCUCCCCAAGUCCACCCCGACCCGCCUCCGCCGCCCCGCCGCCGCCAACACUAGUGCUGGCGCGAGCGCCGCAGAGCCGUCCGACCCGCUCGCGGAGCCCGAUGCGUUCUUCUCCCUCGCCGCGGUGUACCUCGCGUGGUCCCUGCGCGACGCGAGCAGCGCCGAGUACAUGAAGCACGCGCGCGAGAGCGGGCUCGCCGUCGGCUUCGUCGGCCUCACGGAACGCAAGGGCGUCGUCGAGUGGCUCUCGGGGAAGCUCGCCCACCUCGACAGCGUCGUCCCGCCCACCGGAGGUGAGGGCACGACGACGCCCCCCGGCACCCCGCCGCCCGACGGCUUCUUCUCCAAACACGCCCGCUCGACGCUGCGCACCGCCGCGCACGCCUCGCACGGGCGCACGCCCACUGCCUCGCCCGCGAAGCGGCGCUACGUCGCGGACGCGCACGACCUCGAGAUUGUCAAGAAGAUCCGGCAGGGCGAGGUCGAGCUGCGCGACCGCACCACCGUCCUGCGCGGCAUCAAAGCCAACAACUUCGCUGCGAUUCGGAAUGCGUACACUGCGAAGCUGAAGGCUAUCAAGGACGCGAAGAAGCCGGGGAAAGCCCCCGCCGCGAUACCCGCUGUCCCAGACCCAAAACUGCUCGCGCGCAGACAAAAAAACUACUACCCCAUCAUCAUGAUCUCCUCCUCCCCGACCGCCCUCGUCACCAUGCACAACGUCAAGCGUUUCCUCGAAGACGCCCUCUUCGAGCCCUCCUCGGACGCGCGCGCGCGCGCAGCUGCCGAGGGCAACACGCGCCCGGAGGACCUGAUCCCGGUGUACCGCCGGCGGACGACGAUCGACCCGUCCGGGCGGGAGACGACGACGAACCAGCGAUACUACGUCGUGGACAGCGUCGACGCGCUGAACAAGUUCGGCGCGGACGCGUGGGACCGGGUCGUGUGCGUGAUGACGACUGGCCAGGCGUGGCAGUUCCGGCCGUAUAAGUGGAAGGAGCCGCUCAGCCUGUUCCACCACGUGAAGGGCGUGUAUGUGUCGUGGACGAACGACCCGCCGAACCCCAAGAUCAAAGACUGGAACGUCACCGAGAUCAAGAUUGACCCUAAUCGGCGACACGUCGACAAGUCGACCGUGGCGCACUUCUGGAAGAUGCUCGACACGUGGACGACGCAGAACAAGCCGUCGCUGAUGAUGGCCUGAACGCUUCACUCGCCCAGCGUCUGGACGUGCUCGCUGCUGCCGGUGACGCCCUGUGCACCGUGUAUCAGAUCGCGGGACGUUGUGUUCCUUUUACAUCGAGUGGUGGAUACGCGAUGUGUGCUUAUGCGUUGGCUAUAGUGUAGCCCACGCUCCGGUUUCUGCUUCGGUUUCUUGUGCUCUCGUUUGUACGAAUGUCGGUCUAGCUACUACAUACAUGCGCUCUCCAGCUCCGCGCUCCUGUUUUAUUAUCUUAAA